Messenger RNA from Trypanosoma rangeli, 468 nucleotides. RefSeq lists its product as uncharacterized. Gene Ontology annotation, molecular function: dynein intermediate chain binding; dynein light intermediate chain binding. The transcript has a single exon. Gene Ontology annotation, cellular component: dynein complex. The record is from RefSeq and is a predicted model, not a curated record. Gene Ontology annotation, biological process: microtubule-based process. The coding region runs from base 1 to 468 and encodes 155 amino acids. Lineage: Eukaryota; Euglenozoa; Kinetoplastea; Trypanosomatida; Trypanosomatidae.
AUGGCGUCAUCGACUUCAUCCAACGCCGCAGUGAAGUGGCGCUCUGCUCUCCGGAACUCGACAGGCCGUUUAAGCAGUCACUCCUCCAUGUCAGUCGCUCUGGAGUCGGAGUUGGACCCACGCGUCGCGACCCUCUCCCAAGUGACAAUUUACACUGAUGUUCCGCACGCAACGCUGCAGAACAUCAUUAACAUUGCUGUGGAGACGUACAACAAGUUUGUGUUGGUGCCCACGCGCAACACGUGGAGGAAGGAGGAGGGGGCUAGAAAAGAACUGGAGCGCGAGGUUGAGCGCUCAGCUCUGAGGGACAUUGCAAAGAUGAUCAAAGAGAAUGUAGAGAGCGCCUUGGGCGGGACGUGGCACGUUAUAUAUGGUCGUUCCUUCUCCACCUAUGUCACCCACCAAACACGCUCUUUUUGCCAUUUUCAACUGGAUGGUGCCAAUGUAGUUGUCUGGCGUCAUGGUUAG